AUGUUAAUCUCUUUCGAAUAUCUUUUAACAUGUGCUGCUGAUGAGUUAGGUAUGCUUGAAGAUUCUGUCGAAGCAAUUCAUGCAUUAGAAAAUGUUCAUGUACGUUUUGUGCCUGCAACUGCAAAUAAUAGUUUACUUCAACCUCGGUUUUUUGGUACAAGGUUUUAUUGUAAAGUUGUGAUACCAUUGCCAGCUCAUAUGUUUGCUCGAUUACCACAAAAACUGAAAGAUGGUGGAUCAAUUCGGAUUGUACCAAUCGUAUUUAAUAUAGGCAUUGAUCAUCGAGCAUCACUUGCACGAGUGAAGGCGUUAGUAACAGAAAGACAUGAAAAUGAAAAUGACAUACCUGAUUUAAUGAAAUUACUUGAACAGACAGUCUAUUCGAACAAACCAAAAAAUGUUGAUAUUUUUCCACUGGCUGAAAAAAUUUGUCGUCGAGCGUAUGGAAUGCGAGUCACUGGUUGUAAAAGUGCUAAAGAUCGUACAUCAAUGGGUUUUACAUUAGAACAAGGUCAAUUACUUGUUAAUAAUCACAAUAUUGAUCGACAUGAUUUACAAGAUAUACUUAAUCAAUUUCGACGUAAUGGUACAUCAAUUGAAAAUGCACUGGCUAAUACCGGUGCUAAAGCAUAUGCUUUUUCAUAUAUACAAUUACGUACAUUUCCAGAAUAUUAUCGCGCUCAACCCGGUACUUAUGGCAAUGUUCAAACAUAA
Messenger RNA from Rotaria sp. Silwood2, 714 nucleotides. Lineage: Eukaryota; Metazoa; Rotifera; Eurotatoria; Philodinida; Philodinidae. The record is from the annotation of a GenBank genome assembly.